Cydia pomonella (codling moth) is the source of this 4203-nucleotide messenger RNA. It is a transcript of the gene mri, whose product is annotated as BTB/POZ domain-containing protein 10. Gene Ontology annotation, molecular function: protein binding. Bases 153 to 1310 code for a protein of 385 amino acids. Gene Ontology annotation, cellular component: cytoplasm. NCBI's taxonomy places the organism in Eukaryota, Metazoa, Arthropoda, Insecta, Lepidoptera, Tortricidae. The transcript has 6 exons. Gene Ontology annotation, biological process: positive regulation of phosphorylation. The record is from RefSeq and is a predicted model, not a curated record.
AAUCCUUCUAGCAACAUCUAUGAUCUGUCAAACGUUCGCUGACGUAAAAUUUUUCCACUGCAUAAAUCUUUGUUUUCACGACGAGAAAUCUUAGACGUCCGCAGUUUAAGCCUCAAAGGCAGCGCGUAGCGCGUGAUGUGAUAGUGGUACCCAUGUCGGACAUGGAGGGCAAAGGCCAGGAGGCCAUGACCGAUCAGAGGAGACCAUUUUUCUACCCAGACAGCAGCAGCGAUACCGAGGAGUACAGAAGGGAUAACGAAGAUAGGAGAAAGAGGUUGUCUAAGAGGAAUAUGCCUCCUAUGAGGGCGCGUUUGUCUUCAGCAAGCAUGCCUCCGAAAAACCAAGCAAACACGCCUCUUCCUUCGACGUCGUCAGCUCAAGAUCCGCCUAGAAAUGGAAAGCAGCUAUGUGAAGAUAGAAUUACUUUGGUAGUAGAUAAUACUAGGUUCGUGGUAGACCCAGCGCAAUUCACAGCUCAUCCCAAUACGAUGCUUGGCAGGAUGUUCAGUUCAGGUCUAGAAUUCACACAUCCCAAUGAGCGAGGAGAGUAUGAGGUGGCUGAAGGCAUCUCGGCAACAGUGUUCCGAGCCAUUCUCGAGUACUACCGUGGCGGAGCUAUCCGUUGCCCGCCAGCUGUAUCCGUUCAGGAGCUGAGAGAAGCCUGCGACUAUCUGCUGGUGCCGUUUGAUGCUGAUACUGUUAGAUGCCAGAACCUCCGCGGUCUCCUCCACGAGCUGUCCAACGAGGGCGCCCGGCGGCAGUUCGAGAACUUCCUCGAGCGCCUCAUCCUGCCGCUCAUGGUGCAGUCGGCGCGGCGCGGGGACCGCGAGUGCCACGCCGUGGUGCUGCUCGAUGAUGAUGCAGUCGAGUGGGACGAGCAGUAUCCUCCGCAGAUGGGGGAUGAAUACAGUCAAACUGUGCUGUCCACGCCGCUGUAUAGGUUCUUCAAGUAUAUUGAGAAUAGAGAUGUUGCGAAGCAAGUGAUGAAAGAGCGUGGACUCAAAAAGAUUCGUCUCGGCGUGGAGGGCUACCCAACUUAUAAAGAGAAAGUUCGCAAAAGGCCCGGAGGCCGAGCCGAGGUGAUCUACAACUACGUCCAGCGGCCCUUCAUCCACAUGUCCUGGGAGAAGGAGGAGGCCAAGAGCCGGCACGUGGACUUCCAGUGCUUCAAGUCCAAGAGCGUCACCAACCUCGCCGAGGCCACCGCCGACCCCGUCAUGGAGCUCGAGAACCGGGUGCGCGAGCUGGAGGUGGAACAUCAGCCCGAGCCUCCAGCGGAGCUCCCGGCAGAGGAGGAACCGGCGCAGUGACCCGCUCGUACCACGCUAGCGCUCUUAGCUAGCUUCUGUUGGCAUUGCGCCUGACGUUAUACCACUCUUAUACCAUGUAAUACCACACUUGUAACAUGGAGACCACUGUAUACAUUAGUAGGUUGGCUUCUCAGAGUCAUUUGCUACAGAUACUAGAACCGGCGCAGUGACCCGCUCGUACCACGCUAGCGCUCUUAGCUAGCUUCUGUUGGCAUUGCGCCUGACGUUAUACCACUCUUAUACCAUGUAAUACCACACUUGUAACAUGGAGACCACUGUAUACAUUAGUAGGUUGGCUUCUCAGAGUCAUUUGCUACAGAUACUAGAACCGGCGCAGUGACCCGCUAGUACCACGCUAGCGCUCUUAGCUAGCUUCUGUUGGCAUUGCGCCUGACGUUAUACCACUCUUAUACCAUGUAAUACGACACUUGUAACAUGGAGACCACUGUAUACAUUAGUAGGUUGGCUUCUCAGAGUCAUUUGCUACAGAUACUAGAACCGGCGCAGUGACCCGCUCGUACCACGCUAGCGCUCUUAGCUAGCUUCUGUUGGCAUUGCGCCUGACGUUAUACCACUCUUAUACCAUGUAAUACCACACUUGUAACAUGGAGACCACUGUAUACAUUAGUAGGUUGGCUUCUCAGAGUCAUUUGCUACAGAUACUAGAACCGGCGCAGUGACCCGCUCGUACCACGCUAGCGCUCUUAGCUAGCUUCUGUUGGCAUUGCGCCUGACGUUAUACCACUCUUAUACCAUGUAAUACCACACUUGUAACAUGGAGACCACUGUAUACAUUAGUAGGUUGGCUUCUCAGAGUCAUUUGCUACAGAUACUAGAACCGGCGCAGUGACCCGCUCGUACCACGCUAGCGCUCUUAGCUAGCUUCUGUUGGCAUUGCGCCUGACGUUAUACCACUCUUAUACCAUGUUAUACCACACUUAUACCAUGGAGACCACUGUGUACACUAGUAGGUUGGCUGCUCAGAGUCAUUUUCUAAAGAUACUAGAACCGGCGCAGUGACCCGCUCGUACCACGCUAGCGCUCUUAGCUAGCUUCUGUUGGCAUUGCGCCUGACGGUAUACCACUCUUAUACCAUGUAAUACCACACUUGUAACAUGGAGACCACUGUAUACAUUAGUAGGUUGGCUUCUCAGAGUCAUUUGCUACAGAUACUAGAACCGGCGCAGUGACCUGCUUGUACCACGCUAGCGCUCUUAGCUAGCUUCUGUUGGCAUUGCGCCUGACGUUAUACCACUCUUAUACCAUGUUAUACCACACUUAUACCAUGGAGACCACUGUAUACACUAGUAGGUUGGCUUCUCAAGAGUCAUUUGCUAGAGAUACUAGAACCGGCGCAGUGACCCCGCUCGUACCAUGCUAGCGCUCUUGGCUAGCUUCUGUUGGCAUUGCGCCUGACGUUAUACCACUCUUAUACCAUGUUAUACCACACUUAUACCGUGAAGACCGCUGUGUACACUAGUAGGUUGGCUUCUCAGAGUAAUUUUCUACAGAUACUAGAACCGGCGCAGUGACCCGCUCGUACCGCGCUAGCGCUCUUAGCUAGCUUCUGUGGGCAUUGCGCCUGACGUUAUACCACUCUUAUACCAUGUAAUACCACACUUGUAACAUGGAGACCACUGUAUACAUUAGUAGGUUGGCUUCUCAGAGUCAUUUGCUACAGAUACUAGAACCGGCGCAGUGACCCGCUCGUACCGCGUUAGCGCUCUUAGCUAGCUUCUGUUGGCAUUGCGCCUGACGUUAUACCACACUUAUACCAUGUUAUACCACACUUAUACUAUGGAGACCACUGUAUACACUAGUAGGUUGGCUUCUCAAAGUCAUUUUCUAAAGAUACUAGAACCUGCGCAGUGAUCCGCUCGUACCACGUUAGCGCUCUUAGCUAGCUUCUGUUGGCAUUGCGCCUGACCUUAUACCACUCUUAUACCAUGUUAUACUACUCUAAUACCAUGGAGACCACUGUGUACACUAGUAGGUUGGCUUCUCAGAGUCAUUUGCUACAGAUACUAGAACCAGCGCAGUGACCCGCUCGUACCACGCUAGCGCUCUUAGCUAGCUUCUGUUGGCAUUGCACCCGACGUUAUACCACUCUUAUACCAUGUUAUACUACACUUAUACUAUGGAGACCACUGUAUAUACUAGUAGGUUGGCUUCUCAAAGUCAUUUUCUAAAGAUACUAGAACCGGCGCAGUGAUCCGCUCGUACCACGUUAGCGCUCUUAGCUAGCUUCUGUUGGCAUUGCGCCUGACCUUAUAACACUCUUAUACCAUGUUAUACUACUCUAAUACCAUGGAGACCACUGUGUACACUAGUAGGUUGGCUUCUCAGAGUCAUUUGCUACAGAUACUAGAACCGGCGCAGUGACCCGCUCGUACCACGCUAGCGCUGUUAGCUAGCUUCUGUUGGCAUUGCGCCUGACGUUAUACCACACUUAUACCAUUUUAUACCAUGUUUUAUAACUCUUAUAUCAUGGAGACCACUGUAUACUCUAGUAGGUCUCUAUUACUCUUAAUAAACAUAAUAAAGCAAACUGUGUUUUGUUUAAUAAAUCAAACGCAUUUAUACUGAAAAUACAAAAUUUGAAAGAUCUUACGUGAGAUUCGAGGGGAGAUUUCAAAAAACCUCAAAAGCCCCUCACUAGUUUGAUACACUGAACUACGAUCGCGAGUACAAGCUCCUGCUAAUGGUCCUCGUAAUGGAUUGAAAUUUUCAUGAUCAAGAUCACAGCUAAUUUUGAUUUCAUGUCGAAAUUAUUUGAAAACAAAAAUUUGAUUGACUCGUAACAAUUUAAACUGGGUCACUCACGCUAAGUCAAACAGAGCUUGUCAUGUUUCGCUCUAUAACGAGCAACUUUAUCUAGAGGAGCCUUUCUUUU